Parathielavia appendiculata is the source of this 940-nucleotide messenger RNA. RefSeq lists its product as uncharacterized. The record is from RefSeq and is a predicted model, not a curated record. The transcript has a single exon. Bases 213 to 776 code for a protein of 187 amino acids. Lineage: Eukaryota; Fungi; Ascomycota; Sordariomycetes; Sordariales; Chaetomiaceae.
AGUCUAGGAAGAUGGACAUUACAGUCCGAAAAGUAUGUCUCUUUUUUAAAACCCCCCACCUCACUGCCUAAUGCUUUCUCACCCAGUCGGCCGAGCUGGGCCCUGGUUGGUCCGCAUGGUCGUCUCACACAGUCUGGCAUGCUUCUAUUGUAGCUGCGGGAUAGCGUUUAUUUCUUGACCCGGGGUUGUCGCCGAAGCGAGCGACAAUUACCAUGGUUUUGGUGACUCGGGGAGUGAACAAAUGGAUUGAGGGCCGAUGGUUGUUGACGUCAAGUCUUGGUACCCUCGACCGAGGGACCCACACCGCUAGUGAUGCAGCCGCAUUAGGGCCAGAACAGCCUGGAAGCUGCCCCCUGUUCCUCAGAUUCGCAAUCAGCCUGCAAGACCCGAGAAAGCAUGGCAUGUCUCGAGAUACUUCAAUCAAUGUCCAUGGUAUUUUAAGCAUGGCAUUGGGUCGGUGCAACGACAACAUCUGGGCAGUCGCCACCGAGACUUACCCGGGUCUUUAUUUGGAUGAUCUGGGCGUUGCCGGGCUGCAGUUCGGUGCCGUUUUUACUCUGGUCGCAACCGAACGACCAAGCGACGAUAAAAGUCCCGUACCUUGCUGUACUUCCGACUUAAUAUGUCACGUGAAAAUAUCUACCUGCCUUAUUCGGUGGCUGUGUCAUGGGAGGCCCCCAAGAGGUGUUGUACGUGUCCGCCUGCUCGGUUCAAAAUACGCCUAUGCCAUGCAGCAAGACAUACAACAGGCCAACAGGAUUAUAAGAAGAAGUUAGGACCACAAAAACCUGCUGUCGGUCAGGUCAUCUGGGGCUCAUCGCUGCUCCCAAGCGAGGCCACGGCUGAGUGGACGCAAACGCAUUGCCGCAUUGUAUAUCAGCAAGGGCCGAGCGGAGCUUGAUCCUGUGCAACGGGAUCCAGGUCGAGGCCGGAUAGACGG